Messenger RNA from Salvia hispanica, 2029 nucleotides. RefSeq names its product calmodulin-binding receptor-like cytoplasmic kinase 3. Gene Ontology annotation, biological process: protein phosphorylation. Lineage: Eukaryota; Viridiplantae; Streptophyta; Magnoliopsida; Lamiales; Lamiaceae. Gene Ontology annotation, molecular function: ATP binding; protein kinase activity. The record is from RefSeq and is a predicted model, not a curated record.
AUAAAAAUAAUGUCCACGCAAAUUGGAGCCCACCAAUUUCCCGGGAUCCAUCCGCCUUCGGCCGGUCUGUGUAAACUCCCAUUAACAUUAUCACUUCAAUCAUCAUUAGAUAAUAUUCAAACUGGCCAUAGAGUGAUGUACGUUUGUGUACACGCGUAUAUAUGUAUAUAAAAUUACCCAUCGCAUCUCUGCUACCAGCCGCCUUUUAUCAGCAGUUUGAUGUAUCAGGCUGAUUGUGCCUGCUUCCGCAAAGGAUUUUGUGAACCUUGAAUGGAGAUUCGGUUUUAAUUUUGCAACUGAACUUAUGGCUCCAUCUGUUUCGACUACUUCCCUAGCUAAGCUGUAGCUAGGCUUGGGUGUUGCUGUGGACAUUCAUUGUUUAGAGAAUUCUGGUCUGCCCUUCCAAAGGAAAUGAAACUAGUUUUGCUAACAUUGUGCUUGCUCGUGGGAUCUACGUUAACAGCUGCCUCUGGGUCGCUGGAGCAUGAAACGGGUUGUGGAAAGUACCAUGUUACUAACUCGGAUGAUCCUAAUAGCCAACUCUUCUAUAUUGACGGAAAAUUGGUAGAUAGGUAUUUAUUUUGUAAGGCUAUGCUCGAGUAUCGUGAGAGACAAUGCUUUGUUCAUGAAAAUGUCAGAGAUAAGUACUGCCAGUCAUUAGAGAAACUGCAUUUGCUGUCUGGUAGAAAAUCCCUCCACACUGUUGUUAGAGAUGGAUAUAGUGAGAUUGAUUCUGAUAAAACAACUUUGGGUAGGAAGGAGAAGUAUGAUAAUCCUCUAUUAAAACCAAAAGUGCUAGCCAUGGCAGUGCCGGCUUUCUUUCUUCUGUGUUGUACUUUGAUCUGUCCGUGUUUUCAAGCAAGGAAAAAGGAUACUGAUCAUACUGUUCUAUCCAAGGAACCAAUUUCAACUGAUUCAGUUUCAUCUUUAGAAAUGAAUCCUAUACUUGAGAAGUUUAUCGGAAGCCCACAGAGAGUGCCGCCAAGUCCCUUGAGAGUUCCCCCAAGUCCUUCAAGAUUUUCAAUGUCACCGAAACUCAAUAGGCUUGGAUCUGUUCAUAUGAAUAUGCACCAAGUUAUGAAGGCGACCCAAAAUUUUUCUUCUUCCUUACAAAUAGGUGAAGGAGGGUAUGGGACUGUGUACAAGGGUGAACUACCAGAUGGCCAGGUUGUUGCUAUCAAACGAGCAAGAAAGGAACAUUUUGAAGCCCUGAGGACUGAGUUCCGAAGUGAAGUCGAACUUCUGGCUAAAAUUGAGCAUCGCAACCUAGUGAAGCUCCUAGGUUAUCUUGAGAAAGGAAAUGAACGUCUGAUCAUCACAGAGUAUGUGCCCAACGGUACCCUUAGGGAAUAUUUAGAUGGGAACAAGGGAAAGAUAUUGGAUUUCAAUCAGCGUCUCGAGAUUGCCAUCGAUGUUGCUCAUGGCCUAACGUAUCUCCAUCUAUAUGCCGAGAAGCAGAUAAUCCACAGGGACGUUAAGUCUUCGAACAUUCUGCUGACAGAGAGCUUGAGAGCCAAAGUCGCAGAUUUUGGAUUUGCUAAGCUGGGUGACGACGCGGACAAAACUCACGUAUCGACCAAAGUAAAGGGGACAGUGGGUUACCUUGAUCCCGAGUAUAUGAAGACGUAUCAACUCACAACAAAGAGCGAUGUGUACUCAUUCGGGAUACUGCUUAUAGAGAUAUUAACUGGGCGUAGGCCUGUGGACCUCAAGAGAGUGCCGGAUGAGAGGGUGACGGUGAAAUGGGUUUUUCGCAAGUACAACGAAGGGAGAUUUUGGGAGAUGGUGGAUCCUCUGAUGCAUGAGAAGAUAGAUAAGGAGAUCUUGGCGAAGAUGUUUGGUUUGGCGAUACAUUGCGUGGCGCCAACGAGAGCAGACCGGCCGGAUAUGAAAGCCGUGGGAGAGCAGUUGUGGGGGAUUAGAAUAGACUACUUCAAGAGUGAGAGGAGAGAGUGAACUAAGUUGUGGUGGAUGCUUUUCAUGUUCCUGCUCAACCACUAUUAUUAUUUCUUAUACCGAUUUUUAUUCA